CACCGCAGCUGCAGCCGCGGCGCGGUGGGGGGGUAGGGCUGGAGCCCCGCCCCUAGGGAGGGGUCGUUCGCAGAUCCUGUCCCUAGGUCCCUGGUCCCACAAGAUGCUGGAGCGGGGCGCUGAGCCCCAGGCUGGGGGCACUGAACCGAGUCCCAGUGACAAGGAACCAGUCACCAAAGGAGCUCCCCUCCAGGGCCAGUCGUCGCAGAAGCCCAGCCAGCCUGCUCCGGGGCCUGCUGCCCGCUCCGGGGUCCCUCCCCGCCCCCGCCGGCGGCCCCCGCCGCAGCGCCCGCACCGCUGCCCCGACUGUGACAAGGCCUUCUCCUAUCCAUCCAAGCUGGCCACGCACAGGCUGGCACACGGCGGCGCCCGCCCGCACCCGUGCCCCGACUGCCCCAAGGCCUUCUCCUACCCGUCCAAGCUGGCAGCCCACCGUCUCACGCACAGCGGCGCGCGCCCGCACCUGUGCCCUCACUGCCCCAAGGCCUUUGGCCAUCGCUCCAAGCUGGCGGCUCACCUCUGGACGCAUGCGCCAGCUCGCCCCUACCCGUGCCCCGACUGCCCCAAGUCCUUCUGCUACCCGUCCAAGCUGGCGGCCCACCGCCACACGCACCACGCCACCGACGCCCGCCCCUAUCCCUGCCCACACUGUCCCAAGGCUUUCUCGUUCCCCUCCAAGCUGGCCGCCCACCGCCUGUGUCACGACCCCCCCGCCGCGCCGGGCGGCCAGGCCACUGCCCGCCACCGCUGCUCCAGCUGCAGCCAGGCCUUCGGACAGCGACGCCUCCUGCUCCUUCACCAACGCUGCCACCAGGUGGAGGGCCAGGGGGAGCGCGAGUGAAGGGCCAGCCCUGCCCGAUUCCCCGUUCUUCGCGGAGAGGUGGGGAUGAAGAGGGAGAUCGGCCUAAUUGGAACUUGGAAGACAAACUUUCCCUGCUCUGGGGAGAGGGGCGUGUCGCCACAAUAGUGCGUGCCGGGCCCAGAACCAUGGGUUGGGGUUCAAUUGCACUCCCAUUUCUGACAGCUGGGGUGAACUAGCCAGGGUGGGCCGUGGGGUAGUGAGGGCUACCGGAUGUUGACGUUGCAGCCACCUGGCUCAGAGGGAGAAAUUUCUCCCUCCGUGCGCAAGGCCUGGGUUCGGAGCCCAGGUGGUGCCCCAGGUGUGCGGUCGUGGAGCCUUGCACGCUGCUAUGAUGCUGAACAGGUUCCAGGUGAAGCAGUCAGGGAGGAAAGGUUUGAUGACCGACUUCCAAGAACCAGCCAGUACCACCUUAGGGGUCACACCGUGAGCUGCAGCCCUUGCUGGGGGUGGUGCUGGGCUGGCAGUGCUUUGUCUGCCAGGGUGGCUGUUGACAAUAAAGUGACGAGGCACCUGCA
Molecule: messenger RNA, 1377 nt
Organism: Echinops telfairi (small Madagascar hedgehog)
Lineage: Eukaryota; Metazoa; Chordata; Mammalia; Afrosoricida; Tenrecidae
Gene: ZNF575
Product: zinc finger protein 575
Exons: 4
Coding region: 104-841 (245 amino acids)
Biological process (GO): regulation of transcription by RNA polymerase II
Cellular component (GO): nucleus
Molecular function (GO): sequence-specific DNA binding; DNA-binding transcription factor activity, RNA polymerase II-specific
Source: RefSeq, a predicted model, not a curated record